AUGAGGCAACGCUGCUUCUUAACGCUAUUUGUGGCCAGCAUUGUGUGGCUGGCAUUGGCCAACAGUGCCGCAGGCGAGACAAGGAUCGAGGUGGACGAGAAUGGCGAUGAAUACGAACUUAAGCGUUUCUACAUCCAGGGACGCCAACUGAGCGGCACCGGCAGCAAAUCCCAAUGCGUGGUGACGCGUCGGAAGCGCGCCAGUCGAUCCAUGGCAUUGCCUGCCGCUGGCGUGAGUGUCAGCUCGCAAUCGUUGAGCUUGAGUGGUGCUCUGCCAAAUGGAGCUCCCGAGCAUCGGGAGGUCGUAACAGACAACAGUGGCAAGCGUCGCUAUGUCGCAUUGACUGCGUUGCAACUGGAGAACGCCGAGGACGAUGAUGAGGAAGAGGAUGAUGACGAUGAUGAGGAACAGGAUGAUGAGGAGGAGACCCAGCAGUCGCCCCCACAAACGAAUCUGUUGGCUGCCACCUUUGCUCUGCCCGCCACCUCGCAACCGAAUGCUGCCCACUUGCCACAAGGCGUCAGCGUCGUGGCCAAUGCAGCGACGCAUGCCAAUGUUGGCGGCGAUGCGGGCAUUGUGGUCAUCGAAUCCGAGCAGCCACCCAAGGUGAAUCCCAGCACACACGCGGUGUUCGAGUUGAAGCCCCUGAAGCAACAGUUGGCCCCACCACAGCCUCUUGAGCUCCAGUAUUGGCCUCAGGAUAUGCGUGAAUUUGUGAACGAUGCCGAAGCUGAUGACGAUGAUGAUGAUGAGGACGAUGAGUUGUUCUACUAUGGACCGGGCUACUAUGAUGAGUAUGAUCAUUUUGUCACCGAGGACAGUCCGGUGAGCACCUCGGCCAUUUGGAGCACCGAUAAUAGCGAUAUUCACCCGGUGAUCAAUGAAGUUAAUCAGCAUGUGGAUGAGGACAAGAAGAAACAGAAGCAGAAGCGCAGAAAACCCAGCCAGGAGUCCACGGGAGUGAAGCGCAAGUCGCAGCAGCAGAAGAAGAAGCGUCCCAUUCAGCAGCUAGAUGAAGAGCAACCCGUCGAGGAGACAUCUCAGAAGCGUAAGAAACAACAGCAGCAGCAGAGCAACAGCGUCAGCAGCGGUGUCCGACGCAAGCCAAGCAAGAAGCCAGCUAGCUCCUCUGUCGGUUCUUCCUCCGGUUCAGCUUCCGCUGUGAGUGCCGCCUCCAGCUCCGAUUCCGGAAGCUCUUCAGCCAUGUCCAACUCGAACAAGCGCAAGCGUCCAUCGAGCGGUGGCAACAACAAGCGCAAGACGAGCACUAGUCAGCGCCAGAAGCCGAAGAAGAAGAAGUCAAAGAAGCCCAGACCCAGUAACGGUGUCUCCAACUCUAAUCCGAACAAGCGCAGACGUCCCAGCGGCUCCUCUUCCUCAUCCUCAUCCUCAGCCGCCAUCGGUGGCUACAAGCGUCGUCGUCCCCAAUCGGGAGCUGCAUUGGGAGCUGGCGCAAAUCUGACCCCGGCGCAACGUCGUCGUCGCAAGCAACAGCAGCAGGAGAAGCGUCGUCGCCAGGAGCUGCAGCGUCGUCGUCGUCGUCGGAACAAGAAUCGUCAGAAUGGCGGUGGAAACCGUCGUCGCUAUUACGGCGAUGAGCCCAUCAUCAAUUGCAUCUACAUCAACAAGGAUCCACCAGCGACCACAACCACAGCGCGUCCCUUCUGGAACAUCCUCGGACGUGAUGCAGCCAAUCCUGCCAAGCCAGCGUCAGCUGGAUCAUCAGCUGGAGUAGGAGGAGAUGUUGCCGGUCCAGUUGCUGGCGACUUUGGACUUCGCAAGCGCACAAAUCUGCGUUUUGUUGCCUAA
This is a messenger RNA of Drosophila nasuta, 1809 nucleotides long. Its product is annotated as nucleolar and coiled-body phosphoprotein 1. The record is from RefSeq and is a predicted model, not a curated record. Bases 1 to 1809 code for a protein of 602 amino acids. NCBI's taxonomy places the organism in Eukaryota, Metazoa, Arthropoda, Insecta, Diptera, Drosophilidae. The transcript has 2 exons.